Messenger RNA from Oppia nitens, 2233 nucleotides. RefSeq names its product pancreatic lipase-related protein 2-like. Bases 13 to 2181 code for a protein of 722 amino acids. The record is from RefSeq and is a predicted model, not a curated record. The transcript has 13 exons. Lineage: Eukaryota; Metazoa; Arthropoda; Arachnida; Sarcoptiformes; Oppiidae. Gene Ontology annotation, molecular function: lipase activity.
AUAAGUUCCACUAUGAAAUUAAUAAUUAUAGUAACCAUUAUUUUGCUGAUUUAUUUCCAGUACUGUAUCGGUUGGAAACCUUUUUCGUUAAAUACUAAAAAAAAUGUUAAUAAUAACGACAACAACGACAAUACGGACACAGAUGUCGAUGACGUUCAUCUGAAAUCAGCCUUAACUCCAACAACAACAACAAAGACUUUAAAAAAACGACUAUUGAUUGGCAAACCGCCGCCAUUUAAAGUCUUAAAUAAGAAACAGUUAACUGAAAUACAUAACAAAAACGAUGAAAAAGAUAGGGUUUUGCGAUCAGACGAUGACGUCGAAGAUAAUGAAGAAGAAGUUGGAACUGAAGAAUCGCAAACUAAACCAACGGCUGGACUAAAGGGAUUUUUAGGAAAACUUGUUAACAAAAAGAAAGAAGAGUCGCAAAAUAAUAAGGUGUUCAUUGAUUUAGAAGAAAAUAUGAGUAAAACAGAAAAACUUAUGGCAAGAUUUAAAAGGUUACAGGACGAUAAAAAUAAGAGCUGUUACGGCGAAUUAGGCUGUUUUCGUGCGUCCGACUUUAAUGAAUCGGCCCGUACUCUACCAUUGGUACCGAUGCCACUGUCGGCUAUUGAUCCGAAAUUUCAUUUAUAUACAGCCGAACACCGGACUAUUCCACGAAACUAUUCAUACAAUGCUUCGUCCUAUACAUUGAAAUACAGUUCAUUCAAUCCAAACUUUAGGACAGCUAUUAUAACACACGGGUUUCAAUCGGGUUAUUCACUUUGGCUGGAGUUUAUGAAAGAUUUUAUAUUUUUCAAAAGCAAUGAUACAUUUAAUGUUGUUGUUGUUAUUUGGGAAAAAGGUGCAAAAACAGCAUAUAACCUGGCUGCAACAAACACCCGACUAGUAGGCGCUUGUAUAGCACAUUUUGUCGGAAGAUUACGGGAAACAUUUAACGUCACUAACGAUAGAUUUUGGCUAAUUGGGCACAGUUUGGGCGCCCAUACCAUGGGCUAUGCCGGCAAAAAAAUACACGAUCCCAAAGUCUAUCGCAUUACGGGAUUGGAUCCGGCAGGUGUUGGUUUUCAUUUUAAAAACGGUGCCUUACGUUUGCAUAACAGUGACGCUCAGUUAGUCGAUGUUAUACAUACCGAUGGGUCCAUAUCGUUUACCGAUGGUUUUGGUACUAAUGAAACGUUAGGACAUUACGAUUUCUAUCCAAAUGGAGGCAAUUUACAACCGGGUUGUGCCCCGUCUUUCGGUUUGAUUAAAAAGUUGAGUACAAUUACAGAAGGAAACGAUAUUACGUGUUCGCAUUCAUUUGCAUACAAUCUGCUUAAUAACAUAGACAAACCGGACGAUAUGUGCAGUGCUGUUGCCUAUCAGUGCGAAAAUUUUGAAACAUUUAUAGAGGGCCGGUGCGCCAGUUGUGAUGAUAAUAAAUGUCAGCCAAUGGGCCUUAAUAUGGACUAUUGGCUAACAAAUAGCAUUAUCGAUGAACAAACUAUUGGCAAAUUGUAUUUUGUGACAACUGCUGCCAAAAUCGAUGGCAUAGACGUUGAAUAUUGCAUGUAUCAUUAUCAAUUUGGUAUACAUAUAUCCAAAGACUCUGAUUCUUCAACUGGUGUAUUGGUAUUCAGGAUCAACUCGACGAUAACCAAUGCCGAUGGCGGCGGCGAUUAUAUACAGGCACUGAAAGUACACCGUAUUAUGACAUCAACCGUACAGAAUAGGGUCCACACAUUCCUGUUGACCACUUCGUUCAGGAUUACGAAAAUACAUUCAAUAAGUGUUGAAUGGCGCCGGUAUAACGGGCACUGGGCUAAUGGUAACGGCAGAUUCAAUAGAGGAUUCAAACUAAAGAUACCGGUCAUCGAAAUCAAUUAUAUGAGUAGUAUUGAUAAAAGCGUUAGAGACGAUUCAUCGACAAUAAUGUGUCCGCAAACGGGACCGCAAACCCAGAUCAUUGCCAACAAACCGCAGAUUCCAUACACACAAUGUUCGCCCGAAUUAUCGACCGAAUCACGAAAACUCUAUUCCCGUGAUAUGAUUCCGUUUACAUAUCGGGAGGAUCUCUGGGCUAUUGAUUAUUUGAAUUUAUAUCCAGUAUAUCCUAAAAUAAAAUCAUCAAUGUUUAGUGAUAUAAAAUUCAAAAAAUUGCAAUCCUAUUUAAAAAAAGAACUAACUGAACCAUAAAUUUUUUUUUAAAAAAAAUUAAUUAAUUAAAAAUUUUAUAUUAAUUAUUAUC